This is a messenger RNA of Helobdella robusta, 1375 nucleotides long. RefSeq lists its product as hypothetical. The record is from RefSeq and is a predicted model, not a curated record. The transcript is spliced from 3 exons. NCBI's taxonomy places the organism in Eukaryota, Metazoa, Annelida, Clitellata, Rhynchobdellida, Glossiphoniidae. Bases 1 to 573 code for a protein of 190 amino acids.
AUGUUACCACAUUUUAAAAAACAAAUUAAUCAGUCUUUGCGCACGGUGUUAGGUCUUGGUAAUCUAAAAGACCUGGGCGUUGUAAAGGUGGGCCAUCUGAAGAGAAUACUCAGCAGUUUAAAGAACUUGAAGAAGCAAUCCAACAAUAAUACUACAGCUUUCAAUAGCGCAAACAAUCCAAACAGUGGCACUUCGGCUAAUGUAGCCGCUGCUGUUACAGCUACUUCAACUCUGACCCCUACCCUAUCAGUGUCUCCAAUUUUUAAUGCUUCUGAUAUUAAUACUUCUGUUAUUAACAAUUGUAGCAUUGGAAGCAUUAAGUCGAAACCUAGUGGCACGUUCAAGGAGACAUCAAUGGCGGCAUCAACGGCCACCGAACACCACCACUCUGGUACGUUUGCUGGCCAGCAUUGUGAAAUGAGUACUCCAAAUCAUGAAAAUAUUGUUCAGAUCGGAAACAUCGCUAAAACAAUUCGUAGUAAUAACAACGACGAUGAUGAUGAUGAUGAAGAAGAAGAAGAUGGUGAGGAUGAUGAUGAGGAUGAUGGGUUUCAUGAAGUGGUCAAGCUGUAGAACCAACAUCUAAUUUUUGCUGUGUUUUAAAGAAAAAUAACUAUAACUUAAGGGGGUAAUUCCGAUAAUAAAAGAAAUGUAUUUUUUAUAAACUUAUAUUAAUGAAGAUAUUUUAUAGCGCAUACUUGGGCGGCAGCGGAAUCAUGUUGUUCUCACCGGCCUUAACAUGACUGUUACGCAUGUUCCUUCUUCCUCCCCUCCUCCAUGACUUGUUUGGCUCACCCGCUUACUGAUUAUAAAUUGUGAUUUCAAUGAAUCUUAUAAAGUGGCUCUUUUGCCAAAUUAUUCAUUUGUGUUAUUCAUUUGUAAUAUUUAACAUUAUGAAUCAAAGAAGAUCAAUCUAUAACGUCAAUCAAAUCAUGUCAUCCCUGUCAUCUUUCAUUUCGUAGCAUUUUAUAUGCUCCUCCUUUUUUCUGUAAUAAUUAGAUGUGAUGUAUAUUUGAUUGUGAUUUAAUUCGUUAAGGUUGUAUACAUAUACGUUUAACGUCUUUAUUUUAUCUAUCCAUAUAUAUAUAUAUAUAUAUAUAUAUAUAUAUAUAUGCGUUUAUAAGUUUGCACCAAUUUGCAUAAAUGUUUAUCUGUUUCUAUGCACGUUCCCAAAGUUUAUCAAACUUCUAUUCAGCUUCAUAUCUUUUUAUAUUGUUCUCAAUUGAUGCACGAAUUGUUGUUUGUUUUUGUUAAGUACAUUUUAUUAUUGAGAUGAAAACCUAUCUCUAUUGUUUUCUUUUUAGAACAAGUAUUACCAUUGUUGUUGCUUAAAUUUGAAAUUACAAUCAUCUUUAAAAAAAAAUGUUCAUUGGUG